AUGAUUGGAAUAUCUAGGAACGUAUCGUUGACAAUGUCGCGGAUUCCGUGGCCACAGGUUCCACAACGUGUGUCAGGUCCUUAUUUGAAAAAUAAGACGAAGAUGUUGCUUAGCCAGAGGUUUAUGUCAUCGGGUCCCAUUGUGAGACCGGAGAAUUCGAAAAAACGCAUGGUGAAGUGGGUUGUCGCGACUAGUUUUACGUUAAUCAUUAGUUCGUACUUGAUAAAUCAGCAUUACCAAAGGAUAAAAGUAGCGGAAUCUGGCGAUGUGGUGGAAGGAGAUUCGCAGGAUAAAGUGAAGGGGAAGUAUCGUAUUAAAAUAUUCAAUAAUAACUGGCUGUUUUUCUGUUACAGUACGUUGCCAUUAAACGCCAUUUCGCGUCUUUGGGGCCAAGUCAACUCUUUGAACCUACCGACAUGGGUUAGACCUUGGAGUUAUAAGCUUUACGCGACUUUGUUCCAUGCAAACUUGGAUGAGAUGGACGAUCCGGAUCUAAGCCAUUACGAAAAUUUAUCACAGUUCUUUUACCGUACCAUUAGACCUGAGACAAGACCUAUUGAUUUUGACGAGAACGUUGUUGUUUGUCCAAGCGAUGGGACAGUUUUACAAUUCGGUAUUAUUGAUCCGCAUCUAGGCCACAUUGAACAGGUCAAGGGAAUGACUUACUCGGUCAAAGAAUUUUUGGGUACGCAUGGUCAUCCUCUGUUACAGAGAACACCAUCUGAAGAGAAACUGGGGCAGGAUACUAAGACUGAUAAUGAUCACAGAGAAUUUGCAAGAAUCAAUGAUAUCCCAUACAGUUUGAACGAUAUCAUUGGUCAUACCCCAGGUUCUCAAAGUGAAGACCAUUUACAACCUUUCGAUUAUAAAAUGGAAAAGAACCAAGCCAUCUCAGAUCAAGAUUCUUCCAAGACUUUUACCCUAUUGGGUGAGCUAUCCCCCAACUAUGUCAAACAAAAAUUAUCUUCUACCGAUACCCAGCUAUAUUUUGCGGUCAUUUAUUUGGCUCCUGGUGAUUAUCAUCACUACCAUUCUCCAGUAAAUUGGGUUUGCAAACUUCGUCGUCAUUUCCCAGGUGAGCUCUUCUCGGUGGCACCUUAUUUCCAGAGAAAUUUCCCAAACUUGUUUGUUCUCAAUGAACGUGUUGCAUUGUUAGGUCACUGGAAGCAUGGAUUCUUUAGUAUGACCCCAGUCGGAGCUACAAAUGUCGGAUCGAUCAAAUUGAACUUUGAUAAAGAACUAAUUACAAAUGAAAAAACUCAGAGACAUUGUAAACCGCAUACUUGUUAUGAAGCAACAUAUGAAAAUGCUAGCAAAGUAUUAGGUGGCGUGCCUUUGAUAAAGGGUGAAGAAAUGGGUGGUUUCAUGUUAGGAUCAACAGUGGUUUUAUGCUUUGAAGCACCAAGAGAGUUUAACUUCAAAAUCAACGUUGGCGACAAAGUCAAAAUGGGGCAACCUUUGGGUAAGGUUGAGCAAUAG
Kluyveromyces lactis is the source of this 1479-nucleotide messenger RNA. It is a transcript of the gene PSD1, whose product is annotated as phosphatidylserine decarboxylase 1. Gene Ontology annotation, molecular function: phosphatidylserine decarboxylase activity. Gene Ontology annotation, cellular component: mitochondrion. Gene Ontology annotation, biological process: phosphatidylethanolamine biosynthetic process. The record is from RefSeq and is a predicted model, not a curated record. The transcript has a single exon. The coding region runs from base 1 to 1479 and encodes 492 amino acids. NCBI's taxonomy places the organism in Eukaryota, Fungi, Ascomycota, Saccharomycetes, Saccharomycetales, Saccharomycetaceae.